This is a messenger RNA of Vitis vinifera (wine grape), 1434 nucleotides long. RefSeq names its product lipoyl synthase, mitochondrial. The record is from RefSeq and is marked validated. Gene Ontology annotation, biological process: lipoate biosynthetic process. Gene Ontology annotation, molecular function: lipoate synthase activity; 4 iron, 4 sulfur cluster binding. NCBI's taxonomy places the organism in Eukaryota, Viridiplantae, Streptophyta, Magnoliopsida, Vitales, Vitaceae. Gene Ontology annotation, cellular component: mitochondrion.
GAGAGCCAAAGCCGAUUAGCCAAAUUAGCGGAGAAAUGUAUACACGCCUUUCAUCACUGGCCCUCCGGCACCACCGCCAUAACCAUAACAAUUCUGUCCUUCUAUUAUCCUCACUCAUCUCUCUCCGCCACUGCUCUUCUCCUCCUACAAACCCCGAACCACCUCAAACCCUAGCCUCCCUCCGCCAUCGCCUUGCCGUUGAAUCCCCCUCCCUUUCAGACUUUGUCCGCCUCCAGACUUCCGAUGAUUAUUCCGUCGAGGUAGGAACCAAGAAGAAGCCUCUCUCUAAGCCCAAAUGGAUGAAGGAGUCUAUCCCGGGCGGUGCCAAAUAUACCCAGAUCAAGAAAAAGCUCCGCCAAUUGAACCUCCACACGGUCUGCGAAGAGGCCCGCUGCCCCAACAUGGGCGAGUGCUGGUCCGGUGGCGAGACCGGCACUGCCACUGCGACCAUCAUGAUCUUGGGUGACACCUGCACUCGUGGAUGCAGAUUCUGCAACGUCAAGACAUCACGAACCCCUCCCCCUCCUGAUCCAGAUGAACCCUCCAAGGUUGCUGAGGCUAUUGCAUCCUGGGGUCUGGAUUAUGUUGUGAUUACAAGUGUUGAUCGUGAUGAUUUACCUGAUCAAGGGAGUGGUCAUUUUGCUGAGACGGUGCAGAAAUUGAAGAUUCUGAAGCCCAAUAUGCUGAUUGAAGCCCUUGUUCCUGACUUCCGAGGAGACCCUGGCUGUGUGGAAAAAGUUUCUAAAUCUGGAUUAGAUGUUUUUGCUCACAAUAUUGAGACGGUUGAAGAGCUUCAAAGUGCAGUUCGGGACCAUCGUGCUAAUUUCAAGCAAUCUUUGGAAGUUUUAAAGUUAGCCAAAGAAUAUGCUGAUGCCGGUACACUAACCAAGACAUCAAUAAUGUUGGGAUGUGGGGAAACACCUGAUCAAGUAGUGAGAACUAUGGAAAAGGUCAGGGCUGCAGGUGUUGAUGUCAUGACCUUUGGUCAGUAUAUGAGACCGUCAAAGCGUCAUAUGCCUGUGUCUGAGUACAUUACUCCUGAGGCUUUUGAGAAAUAUCGAAUACUUGGCAUGGAUAUGGGAUUUCGGUACGUGGCCUCAGGACCCAUGGUGAGGUCUUCAUACAAGGCGGGUGAAUUCUACAUCAAGUCCAUGAUUGACGCAGAUCGGGCCAUGUCCUGGGCGUCAUCAUCUCCUUCACCCCUCCCUGCUGCCUGAAUAAAAAGAGAGGUUCUUUAAUAAUAUCGCGGCUUAUCCACCUGUCUUUGACUCUUUUAUUUAUUGUUUUACUUUCAUCUGCUCAUCCACCUGUAUAUUCAACUCAAUUUGUUCUCAGAUGUUGUUCAGUAGCUAUUUUAUUGGAGAUCUUCGGUUUUUAGAUCUCUGCCAUCCCCGUCUCUAUAUAAUAAAUCUGAACCAACAUGGGGUUUGUUUC